GCGACGCAAGGUCUGAAAAAAUGUGCAAAAAUAAUUGCUUUGCUCGUCGUGUUUAGUCUAUAAAGAGUUAUGGCGUUUUAUUACCACUAUUUAACGCUAUUAUUUACCCUGCUCCUUAUCUAUGAGGCCACAUCGCUGCUCCAUGACGAUAUAAGCGGCUUCAAAUACAUUGUCUUGGACAAGAAAUCCAACAACGCAGCCUUCUACUCAAGUUUAUUCAAGAAUGGCAAGAUUGAUCAAAACAAGUUGACUUCUCUUUCGACUCGUGGCAAAAGAAGCCUCACAGACUCCCCUAUCUUGUAUUCUAGCAAUAGUUCAAGGAGUGGACUAGCUACAGAGUACGAGUUCCACGGUGAUAACCAUAGCGUAGCUUUUCUACACUGGUCGGGUUCAAGAAGCCAGGUGAUUUUUAUCUUCACGUCAAACUAUCAAAGUAUUCAGCGCAAUCCAGGAGGAAGCGUGCAUGUUGAGAAUGCUUAUUUAUGGAGAUCCACUGAUUAUGGAACAUCAUUUCAACGAGAAGACCAAACUAAGUUCAACAAAGGCAGCAAAAACAUCAAUGGAAUACAUUUUUGUAAAGGAAACAAUAAGAGGGUGGUUGUGUAUGAUAAGAAGGGAAAAUGGGUGUACAUAUCUGAUGACGAAGGAGAUAGCUAUGCAGCAUAUCAAGUCAACUUCACUCCUCAGGAAAUCCUUUGUACAAGAGAUAGUGGCAAGAACUUUUUGGUAGCUUUUGAUGAAACAACAUCUAAGCUUUAUCAUGCAAAAGACGAUGGGAAAAAUUGGCGAUUUAUCUGUAAUGAUGUUGUCCAAUAUUUCUGGGGUACCAACUCUACGACAUUGUUCAUAGAAACACAGCAACCAGGGCAUAAAUACACAUCGGUUUUAAAAUACAUCCAUCUUCCUGGUGACGCAUCGGACGUGAAGGUGUUUGAUGCUUUGCUUGGUGGUUUUGUGACGAGGUCUUUUAAAGUGAAUGGAAAAUACAUGUUUGUCAAGAAAAUGUACCCACAAAUGGCAAUGUAUGUAUCUUACAAUGGAAGUUCCUUCAAGAAAGCAAUGUUUCCCUUUAACUUGGAUGUUAAGGAUUUCAAUGUGGUAGAUGCCAGUGAAGAUGAAGUCUUAUCAUGUAUCCGCCAUGAUGAUUAUUACAAUCUUUAUAUUUCUGAUAAAACUGGAACAAAGUAUUCGCUGUCACUUCGUAGGAUACUUGCAACUUCUUCAUAUCAAUGGGGACGGACACUGAAACUUGCUGAUAUUCACAGAGUCAGAAGUUUGCGUGGUGUUUACAUUGCAAACAUCCGGAGAAAGGACGCCAUUGUUCGUACAUUUAUCACCUUUGAUAAAGGUGGUGAAUGGAAUAGACUUGCCAUUCCUGAUAAUGUUCAAUGUAAAGAGCUUGAAUGUGGUUUAAAUUUGCACAUGGUGCACAGUGAGAGGUAUUAUCAGAUUUCAAGUGUGCUGUCCUCUGAAUCUGCCCUUGGACUUAUCAUGGCUCAAGGUAAUGUAGGAAGAUACUUAAAUGAAGAAACAGAUGUAUAUUUGUCUUCUGAUGGAGGACUUCACUGGAAUAAGAUACUAAAUGGAUCACAUGACUAUGUGUUUGGUGAUCAUGGUGGAUUAAUCGUUGCUGUUGCACUUGGGAACUACACCAAGAAAGUUUGGUACAGUUGUACAGAAGGAAAAUUUUGGAGUACAAUUGAAAUGGAAAAGAAUGUUAGGGCUUAUGGCCUUGUGACAGAACCAGGAGAAACAACUUGGGUUUCAAAUAUCUUUGGACAACAUUUAACCAAGAGUUUUGAGUGGCUUUCAGUCAAGCUCAACUUCUCUUCUGUAUUUGAACGAAAAUGUACAGAUCAGGAUUAUACUCUGUGGACACCGAAUGACGAGAGAAUGAAAGGGCAGUGCCUGUUAGGUGAACACAUGGUGUAUGAACGUCGUAAGGCUGACAUCUGCUGCUACAAUGGCAAACAAUAUGAGCGAGAAAUCAACCAGACGUCUUGUAACUGUAGCUUGGAAGAUUUUACGUGUGAUUUUGGAUUCCAAAAUAAUGACAUAUCUGACUCGUGUGUUCCAAUCAGUGAAGACCUCAUCGUACCUAAAGUGUGUCCUGAGUUUCAGACAUACAUGCGCUCAUCUGGAUAUCGCAAAGUCGCUGGUGACAGAUGCGUUGGAGGAAUUGAAAAGGAUUUUUACCCAGUGAAAACUUUGUGCCCCGUAAAAGUUCCUUCUGGACUCUCUAUUGUACUCAAGCGGACGACUGUGGCAGCUCACAUUCCUAUUACAUUCAAUCUGAAACAAGAACAGGGUUCAACCGGCAGCACGUGGUACUUGUGGGAUUUUGGUGACGGUUCUAAACCCAUCAAUGUGACAGGAAUCACGAAGGCACAGAAACAGAAUCACACAUUCACUGAUCACGGGAGCUUUAACGUGACAGUCACGGCAUCCAACAGUAUGGGCACAACCAGUACUAGGAUUGCUGUCCAAGUCAUAGAUGCGAUCCUCCGUGUUCUCAUAACUCCCCCGCAUGCCGUCCUGAUCGGACAGCCCGCUCCCUUCAACAUAACCUUAUCCUCUCAGCACACUGAACGGAGCUGGGUAGCAGAGCAUGGCUAUGUGCACUUUGUCUGGACAUUCGAACCUAAGCAGAGACCUAACUUAACAUGGGAAAACGAAGUAGAACAUACUUUUACCAAGGCAGGCGUGUACACGGUUAAAGUAGAGGCCAUCAAUGCUAUCAGCAGGCAGUACGGACAAGUUACGAUCCAUGUUUACGACGAUCUUCGAACUUUACGUAUAUCAUUUGACGAUGAGCUUGACAACGAAUACAAGGACUCGCAGAAGUGGAGAGAUGAAUUCAGGAACAUGUUUUUGGCUAAGCUGACAAGCGUUGUUUUUAUUCCCAAAUCUCGGCUAGAGGUGUACGUACUUCCUGGUUUACCGACACAAGUUGACGUGUCCAUCAAACCAAAAGACACUAAUGACAACCACACAAUGGACCAAAUAGUGGACAGAAUCAAGGUAGUGAUCAAACAAAAGCGUCUUGUCAUACAAUUAAGUGAAGGAAAGUCUACUGCGGCUGUUUAUGCUGAGCUCCUCGAUAAUUCAGGCAAGAAGCCUAUUGCUGUUGACGACAAGCAGGGUAACCAGGACACACGUCUGGCCAUUGCUAUAGGACUGGCAGCCGGCUUCAUUGUCAUCUUUCUAGUUGGGAUUAUAUUCUAUGUGUACAGACGAUACAUGUGGAUAUACAGAAGAUACAGUCGCUUGUCGAUGAACGGUAGUAGGCCGGAUGGAUUUAUUCCCCUACACCCAGGUGGACAGGAAAGCGUUGGGUACAAUGCCGAUGAUGAUGUUGUCCGGUAUGCUGUGCCUGAGACAGAGGACAUAAACGACAGCGAAGAUGAACUUCUACUUGACGAUCAUACUGAGCCAGGUCGUCUGUCUUUAGUCAUUAAUGAAGACACUCAGCAAGACAACUCACAGAGUACAGACGCAGCAAGAGCUUAGCGGAAAAACCAAACGAAAUGCGAUGAACCAAUUAUUUCACGCUGUUAACGCACGCAAUUACACUAUGAUCGCACACAAGAGAAUAUAUUUCUUGUCGCACCUGCAUAAAAAACACGUAAUACGUCUAAGUUAUUCCACCAGGAAAGGGCGACGUAUAGACACCACAAAUAUAUUUGCACAUUAUGUCACCAGUCAAGAACUAUUUAACGAAUCUAUUCUGCCUUUAAAACGCUCCCAGAAUGCAUUGUUUUCUGCGUAUGACGUCAUAUUUUUUAUCAACUUUAUUCGUAACCAAAUGAAAAGAAAAAUGAAAGAAAAAACGGACAGAAAGGGCAAAUAAGAGAUAGAAGUGGAAGAAAUAAAAAAUCACCUGAAAUGAAGUGAAGAAAACAGCAUAUCUAGAAAUCAGUUAUAACGAUAUGAUCGUGAAAAUGAUGCAUUUGGGGAUAUUAUAAGUCGUUUAAACUUAAAACUAUAGGCAUAGUGACAUCAAUUCACUACUCUUAUAAAUACCAUAAUUUCUGGAAUAUGCGGGCUUGGCUUUAAAUCCAGGAGUUUCUUGUUUAACUUUGUUAUUCUAAUUUCUGCUUUGGUUUUCAUUUUCAAAUGUGAGGCUAAGUCCACACAUUCUAGAAAUUAUGGUAUCCUUUUCAAGAGCCUAGUGAAUUUGAUUAAUCUACUAACAAAGUAAGAUUAAUUCUGCAUUGUUAUCAAGGUGCACACCAAUUUAUAUCAUAUAACUGAUAUUCAGUGUUAUUUCUCUAACAUCAGUAACUAGUUGAAGUAUAAUUUUAGACUUGAAUCUAGAGUUUGUGUUUGGUCGAGCGAACGACGAUUCUGAUUGGUCGAGCGACCGAUUAUUCUGAUUGGUCGAGCGAACGAUGAUUCUGAUUGGUCGAGCGACCGAUGAUUCUGGAGCGGUGAUUAUAAGGUUUUCUAAAGUUCCAGAUCGGAAGUAAUUCUAAAACGUUUUUUUAUCCUGAAUUUCGACUUUUCUCUGAUAUUCAAGUCUAAAAUUAUACUAAAACAAUUAUUUCCCUCAGGCUCAGUGAUUAUGGUAAUAUUCCACCGAUAAUCACUUCGCCUUGGGCAAAUAAUUGUUAAAUAUAUAAUGUUAGUCUCAACGGAGCCGUUUACGUUCUACUGCUAGGGCCAUGUUUCUUUACCAGGGACACAAACCAAAACGAGAAGUUACAGAUGAACAAAAUCUAACAAACUAUCAGUAGUGUCGUCAUUGACUUACCGUGAGCCUCCGUGGUGCAUGAAAUCUGCUCUCUAUUAUAAGCACUUCUAAUAUCUUUAACUGUUGUUAGAAUAAUAGGACAAGAAAAAGUACUCGCGACAAGAAUAUAGUAGAAAAAAAACCACACUAAACUAAGUCAAAAAUUGAUAUAAAAUCAUGACUUGCUGUGACCUUGCCGCGGUGAAAUCUGAUUAUCAGUAAGAAAACGAAAAUAGUGUAUAUUCGCGACAAAAAUAGUAAAAAAAAAAACACCAGCUAAAACACCUACGCCAAACUAAGUCAAAAAUUGAUAUAUAAUCAUAAUUCGAUGUAAAUUGUUUUGCAAGAAUAAAUAAAAUAAAGAGCAAAAAUAUAACGUACA
Actinia tenebrosa (Australian red waratah sea anemone) is the source of this 5114-nucleotide messenger RNA. Its product is annotated as VPS10 domain-containing receptor SorCS1. NCBI's taxonomy places the organism in Eukaryota, Metazoa, Cnidaria, Anthozoa, Actiniaria, Actiniidae. Gene Ontology annotation, cellular component: membrane; Golgi apparatus. Gene Ontology annotation, biological process: post-Golgi vesicle-mediated transport. The record is from RefSeq and is a predicted model, not a curated record. Gene Ontology annotation, molecular function: heme binding; protein binding.